Molecule: messenger RNA, 873 nt
Organism: Phytophthora nicotianae INRA-310
Lineage: Eukaryota; Oomycota; Peronosporomycetes; Peronosporales; Peronosporaceae
Exons: 3
Coding region: 1-873 (290 amino acids)
Cellular component (GO): nucleus; cytoplasm
Molecular function (GO): hydrolase activity
Source: RefSeq, a predicted model, not a curated record
AUGGUGGACGACGUCGUAGCGAAGGUGGGGCAGAGCAAGUUGAAUGAUUUGAUCAAGAAGAACCUCGACGAAUUUGCCGACUUUGCAGCCCAAGGAAAGAAGCUGUUGGGCAAAAGCUCAGAAGCUACGAAAAACUGGGGCAAAUUGAAAGCUUCAGUGCUAAGGGGAAAACUCAAGCCUGCCUACGAAUAUGCCGACCAGUUAAGCCUCUCAACUCUGCAGCAGUUGGACGAAAUCCAAAAGCUGAGGAAGGUGGAUAUUAAAAACGGCGUGAAGGGAAGUAAGAAGACACCUGAUGGAAUGCGCAGGAAAUUUGCUACCUCUAACCCCCCUAAAGAGAGGAUACUUCCAAAAGAAGAGUAUUUGGUGUCCCACGUAGGCCGUGACAUGCAACGUUAUGGCAAAGACGGUAGUCGACUCUUGUCGGCAGGCGUGGUUACGCGGACUAACGAGCAAGGCCAGCUUCAGAUCCUCUUGAUUUCGAGCUCGAAUCCGAAUAAACACGACUUUUUACUACCCAAAGGUGGGUGGGACAAGGGCGAGAAUAUCAAGAAAGCGGCUCUGCGUGAGGUCAUCGAAGAAGGAGGAGUGAAUGCACAACUAGCGCACGGUCUGGGAAAAGUGAAAUUUAAAGAAGGGGAAGAUAAGUAUACCUACUUCGCUUACUUGAUGAAAAGCAACCAAAUUUAUGACGACUGGGCCGAGAGUAUUCGCUAUCGUGUAUGGGUUACUCCGGAUGAAGCGAUCGUAAUGCUCCAAAAGCGCCCCCACAUGCAAGAAGUGGUGAAAAGAGCGAAAGCCAUGCAGAACAAAAUCACAGCUGGAAUAAAACCCGAGCUCAACCCCGACCUAGCAAAAGUCAAGCUUGAUUGA